Sabethes cyaneus is the source of this 921-nucleotide messenger RNA. RefSeq names its product protein obstructor-E-like. The transcript is spliced from 5 exons. Gene Ontology annotation, molecular function: chitin binding. Gene Ontology annotation, cellular component: extracellular region. The record is from RefSeq and is a predicted model, not a curated record. The coding region runs from base 1 to 921 and encodes 306 amino acids. Lineage: Eukaryota; Metazoa; Arthropoda; Insecta; Diptera; Culicidae.
AUGGAUGUUCUGUUAGUCUAUCAGGAUCACAAGCGUGUCUUGAAGGAAUCCCAAUGCUUCGGCCAGGGAUGUGGCCAAGUCUUUCCUUCAGAGAGCCAAGGACCCGGAGGGAUUGCAUGCGUACAAAGUGCAGAAGACUCCAAAUCACGCUACAGUUAUACAACCCGAGUGGUAGACAAGUUACAAAUUAUGGGUGUUUUUUCCAUUCUGUUUAUCUCCGCAGGACUCAGCGCGGCCCAACGGCAGGAUCAGGAGGACCCGUGUAAAACCAAAUCGAAGGUGGUAGGAGAUGUGACAUACUGCGAUCGGUACUGGGAGUGUGUUAACAAUCAGCCAGAACUGUACGACUGUCCCAAUGGGCUCGUGUUUGCCGGAAAGCACCGCGGCGUGACGGAAGGCUGUGACUACCCCUGGCGGUCGGACUACUGCGACGGGAAACAGUUGGCAAAUGGACCCAUCUCGACGGAACACUGUGACUGGCUGUACGGUAUCUUCGGUCACGAAACGUCCUGCACUCGCUACUGGACCUGCUGGAAUGGAACGGCAACCGAGCAGCUCUGCAUCGGCGGCCUGCUGUACAACGAGAAUGCCCACAGCUGUGACUGGCCGGAAAAUGUUGAUGGAUGCCAAAAGCACCCUCUCUGCAACGACGACGCUAAUGGAAAUGUUCCACUAGGAAAGUCCUGCAACCGUUACUGGCAGUGUCAGGGAGGUUACCCACGACUCCAGCGCUGUCCAGCGAUGCUCGUAUUUGACCGGCGAAGUCUGCGUUGUGUCGUUCCACCAACAGAGGACUGCGAUGUUCCAACUACGCCACUCCCGCUCGAAGGGGAGCUGGAGCAAGGCAAGGGUAAUGCCAUUUCGAAUCAGCCGGCCGGUGCGAUUCAGAGUAAAGCCAGCGGCGGACGGAACAAAAACUAA